AUGGUGGUGAGAUCCGAUAGUUCGGUCAGCCCGGAUGAGCCCUUCAAGCAUGAGAAGUCUAGCGAUGUCCACCCCGAUGACGAGGGCUCAAUCGAUGAACACCCCGAUGAUGAGGGCUCCGAUGACGAGGGCUCAGAGCACGAGAGCUCCGAGGACGAGAGAGAACUCGUCAUACUUGAGCUUCCCAAGGUGGAUGGUGCCGACUAUGCAAAUGAGGAGAUCGAGGCCGAGCUCACUCGUGUCGGGCAUUGGAAAUCUUCGAGCUAUGCCAUCCGCCGUCCACGAAUGUUCAUUCCAGUCCCGAAACCCGAGAUCAAAUCGGAGCUGGCUUACACCAUGCUGUACCACAAGUAUUUGGUCGGACGGACGACCUUCCGAGUCCUGGUCAGCACCAACCCACCGCCGGCCCCGUUCGACCAGACGAACACGAACACGCUGGGAUACCAAAUGCUCCGGGAGAGUGACGGCAGCACGUUUUCCUUCCUGAGGCGCCUGCUGCCGGAACUGUGCCAGCCGUUCUUCAAGGCAUAUGCGGACUGGACCGGCGACGACCUCGAGAGCCAUCUCCUGCGCGCCGAAGUCCACUUGCAGUUGGUGACCACCAAGGACGGACUGCCCACGCUCAUCAACCUCACUCCGCCGGGCCAUCUCCCCGCCUGGAUGGUUCGUCAGGGUCCGGGAUAUGACAACACCCCCUGGCUGGACCUAGACAUCCCAGCCGGCUUUCCCCGCUACGACCUCGCAGCAGCCAGAUUUCUGGAGACGAUGGCACCGAAUUGGGUAUACAAGGUUGAGAUCAACGGCGCGCCGCUCAUCUACAAGAGAGGGAAAUGGCGGAAGUGGCUUACACGCGAGGCCACAAUGCUUCGGGAAUUGGAGGGGUGUUCCCUCCGCGUACCCAAGCUGGCUGGCUUCAUAGGGUUGGAGAGCCAGUGUCCGGGAAUUCUGGUAUCGUUCAUCCCUCACGAGACCACACUGUGGGAUAUUCGGGACAACAUGCAGACGACGGAUCUUGGUGUGCGCCACAAGUGGUUUGACCAGAUUCAUGAAACUGUCAUGGCGCUACACCAGAGGGGGAUGACCUGGGGAGAUGUCAAGCCAGACAACGUUCUGGUUGACAGCAACCAGGACGCUUGGAUUAUAGAUCUAGAGGGAGGUUUUACGAAGGACUACGUGCCCCUAGAGCUAACGGGAACAGUAGCAGGUGAUCUUGUGGGGUUGAAGGCGAUCCGCGAAUUCUUGUGUUCACCGGACUGA
Messenger RNA from Aspergillus brunneoviolaceus CBS 621.78, 1257 nucleotides. RefSeq lists its product as uncharacterized. The coding region runs from base 1 to 1257 and encodes 418 amino acids. Lineage: Eukaryota; Fungi; Ascomycota; Eurotiomycetes; Eurotiales; Aspergillaceae. The transcript has a single exon. The record is from RefSeq and is a predicted model, not a curated record.